AAUAAACCAGCGGUCAUUGAAGGCAGCACAGGUACGAAGUCCAAUGCCACAGUAAAGACAAUAAUCUGGGUACAAACGGAAAGUAGUCGUUUGGGUGUGAGAAAAGUUUCUUCUUGACUCCUCCUCCUGUCUCUCCAAGGUGAAUUUACCUCUUCGAGUUUCAACCUUCACCUAAGAGAAAGUGAGUCUCUCGGAACACUUGAAAACUAACUGACGAUUCGACAGGAACGUGAACACCCAAGUGCGAUGUCAGAGACAAGGGAAAAACCAGACCCAGACCAGAUUACCAGGUCUCCAACAGCCAAUGACAACUCGAAGAAGCCUCUGGGUUUGGUGCAGUCGUUCCGGAAGAGCUUCCGGAAAGGCUCAGAAAAGAGUGCACCCUCUCAGACGUCUCAGACGGAGGCAGCAGGAGGCCCCAGCACUGAAUCUGCAAGUUCUCCUGUAAAGGAGCAAAGGAGCAAAUCAAUGAAGCGUUCAAAGACAGAUCCAAACAUGACUACGUCCAGUGAAUUCUUCAAAAGUUCUCGUCGGAGCCUGAGAUUCAGCUCCAAAAAGGACAAGGACCACGACAAGGUAGCUAAAAAGGAGCUGCUCAUUUCUGAAGCAGCAGCAGCAGCAGCGGAGAAGAUAGUGAAGGAGCAGGAGAAGAAAGAAGAGGAGGAGUUGGCUGAGAUCGAUGAGCUGUACACGCUGCCAGAACUUCCUCACACACCUCUGUCAGUGAUGCAGAUUAGUAAACUGAUAGAAAUGGAGGUUCUGGAGGAGGCUCACCUCAACCUUCUUGCCAUGCGCCGGGAGUUCCAGCAACAACAGCAGUGUGGACAAGACUCGCCCAUAGAUCUGGCCAAGAAGGAAAAAGACCUCAACCUUCUUUAUAUGGAUCUCAGGAACAAGAUCAAUACCAUUGUUCGCGACUCCAACUCCAUGCCCUCCAGGAACAAGGGUCUCCUGGUCCCAGUGGCGCGCAUCAUCCAGGAGGAAGAAAAGCGCACGGAUGAACCAGGAGGACUUCCAGGAAGCUGGAUGGAAGCCUGGAGGGAGGCCGUGAGUGAGGGUGUGAGGGUGAAGGUGGAGAGCGUUCACCUGGAGCAGAACACCGCCGGCCUGAGUGUCCACCUGGGGCUGCUGGGUAAGGCGAUCGUGGACGACCUGGAGAGCGUGAAGAGGGAGCUGCGUUGGUCCUACCCUCCCAGCUUCAGGGUCUUCAGCACCUACGUGAAGGGCUACCACAGGACUGUGGGGCAGCACAUGAAGAAGCUGGAGCAGCAGGUGACAGAGCUGAAGGACAUGUAUGCCCUCCUGGACUGGAUCAUCAACAAAUACAGCAGUGAAAAGAUCAUGGGAAAUCUGUCCCUGCAGCCAGAGAUGGUUGAAGAGAGCACUGAGCUGGAGCUGGAGGAAAACGUCCUGCAGGAGCUGAAGGACAAAUACUGCAGCAGAGUCCAGGUGGACCUGAAGUUUUCACUGGACAGAAUUAUUCAACUUGAAAACGAAGAAGUUUGGAUGAAAAAAAAAGAACCAACAAAGUUUGGGGAAGACAAGGAUUCUCCAUUCCACGCUAUUUACAUGACAGUAGAUGGAAUAGUGAAAAACACUCAAGUACUUGAUAAAGACCUGGGAACGAGAGUCAUACCGUCCUGUCUCCAGGAACUGGAACAGUUUCCUUCAAGGUUCGAGUCAGAGUUUGUCAGCCGGUGCUCCUCCCUCAGACCUCAGCCUCUCUGGACUCACUACCACAUCUCCUACAUCAACUGCUUCAGUGCAUUACAGGAGCACAUGGAGGUCUACAACAGCCCGAGUCCGGCCGAGUCGGAAACCUUCAGAAAGGAAGUGAAACGGCUGAUGAGCAGACUGAUGCAGAGUCUCGAGGAUCAGUUCAAGGAGGACGUGAAGCCGUUCCUGAGACGGAUGAUGACCAGGAAGUGGCUCAGCAACAACGAUGACUUUGAUGAGCUCUACCAACGAACGACGACCUUGUAUGAGAACUGUACUCUCUUGACGCCUCAACACGCACAGGUCUUUGUCAGUCAUUUACACUUCCACGUGUUGAGGGAGUAUGUGGGUCAGCUGAUGAAGAACAAAUACUCCUGCAAGAACCGCAAACAUGAGAAGGCUGCAGCAAAGAUCCGAGAGCAGUGGGAGAAGCUGGUGGAUGUUUUCACUGACAUGACAUUGACUCAUGAGUGGAUGUUCACAGCUGGAGACGAUCUGAGUGACAUCAUCGGACAGAAGAACAAGGCUGACAUUAAGGAGCACCUUGAACCUGUGGUGAUGCAUUACCCUGACUUUAGCAGGAAACACCUGGUGGCGCUCCUGAAUUUCCGAGGACUCGUGCGAGGUCGGGAACAUCAGCUGAUCCUGCAGAGGUUUAAGGAGCUAAAGCAGAAAGUGGACUCAAGGAACGGCAGGGUCGACAGGAGCCGAAUGUUGUUCGGCGACAUGCAGGUCAACGUCAACACGGGCUUUCUGUCCAGCGCGCCUAUGUUCUGCUUCCACUUCCUGCUGCCUGACAGCUGAGAAUCCAGGACUGCUGUCCCACAACCUCCACACUGACUCCACACUGACACCAAAACACUGUGUGUGUGUUUGUGUGGUCCAGGUUGAACUGCCCGUGUGGGGAGAGGUUUGAGGUCUUAACUAGGACAGAGGGUUAGGGUUAGAAGUAGAACUGGCCCAAGGUUGGGGUUAGGGUUAGAAACAAGUAUUAGUUAUGGUUAUGGUAAAGGGUACUCACAACUAAUGAAAGCUGACACACACACACAAACACACACUACAUCUUUGUUACAUCAGGACUGGACUGGUCUUUAAACCAGGCCCGGGAGCAUUUAAAGAGGAGUCACAAACAAAGUCUGCAACAGAACGGAAACUGGAUCAGAGCCAAACUCAGAAGAUAAACAAAGAGGAACCAGAGAACCCAGCAGGUCCUCAAACAGUGUGGACUUUCAAUCACAUAAUGCUUCCCGAGACAGUCACGGGUCUAUAGUACUGCAAAAACACGUGUACUGUCUGAUGACCUGGUCAUUAAAUCCUCAUUUUAAAUAUAAGAGUGGAUGUUAAACAUAGGUCCAGGUUCACCAGCUUCCAGUUGUUUUUGUGAUUAUACAGCUCAUCCACAGCUGGACAACACUGGCUCUUCAGUUUCCAAUUAAUUUAGCAAAAAAAAAAAAAAAAAAAUCCAACACAGAGGCUUUAUUAAUUUAAAAUGUGUUGACAUUUUUCUAUGUGGUGUGUGCACAAAAUUACAGAGAAUGUGUUCUAUUUUUAUGACGCUCAGGUCCUCUAUAAUCAGUUGCUGUCCCUGAAACAGACGGUGAUUUUUUUUUCUUUUUACAGCUGCAAAACCUGAAUCUGCAGCUGCUGCUCUGACUUCUUCUAACUCUGCUCCCUUUUUAAACGUACGAGUCGGUACAUGUUCUCACAAGAUGGAGGUUGAAUGUGUGUGUACGUGGUGUAGCCUUUCCUGUUCAAUUUUGGCUUCACUGUGACGGCUGCCAUGGAGCUAAAUGACAGCUGCAGCUGCAGAAUACUUUCACUUUCUAUUUCAAUUCAAGUCUGUUGAUGCUGCUGCAGCUGCUGCUUCUACUGCAACAGAAAGCUCACAGUGGAACAGUGUUUCAUUGGCACGCAGCUCCUGAUGACACUGUGGAAUAAGAAGAUAGAAGAACUGUUUUCUAGGAUUUCCCUAAAAAAGGGAAACCAUUCUGUUUCUUCCCCUUUUCAGUUCCUCUGGUUGUUGAAAUAUAACAAAUGUCUUUAUGUAUGCAUGUAUAUAUUUAUAUCAUAUGAUCAUAUGUCAGCCACAUGACUCAAAUAAAUAUUUUCAUUCAAUAUGUAAAUAAUGUA
Molecule: messenger RNA, 3846 nt
Organism: Cynoglossus semilaevis (tongue sole)
Lineage: Eukaryota; Metazoa; Chordata; Actinopteri; Pleuronectiformes; Cynoglossidae
Gene: exoc3l4
Product: exocyst complex component 3-like 4
Exons: 15
Coding region: 247-2520 (757 amino acids)
Biological process (GO): exocyst localization; exocytosis
Cellular component (GO): exocyst
Molecular function (GO): SNARE binding
Source: RefSeq, a predicted model, not a curated record